Messenger RNA from Saccostrea cuccullata (small rock oyster), 2158 nucleotides. RefSeq lists its product as uncharacterized. NCBI's taxonomy places the organism in Eukaryota, Metazoa, Mollusca, Bivalvia, Ostreida, Ostreidae. The record is from RefSeq and is a predicted model, not a curated record. The transcript has 3 exons. Bases 221 to 1579 code for a protein of 452 amino acids.
GAGCGUAGCCAUCACAUGUCACGUGAUGCAUCCGCCAUUACAACCGUGAAACCCGUGAGCCGUGAAAGAUGUAUAAAGAUGGAGGGGGGAAUCGUGCGCCGUGUUUAACUGUUUUAACAACAGAAAGAAAAUUUAUUUGUGGAAACAUUCUCUCUGCAAAGACCACGUCGGCAUUCUCCACAAAGAUUGUCCCUGCAUUGUGCCUUACAGCCUCCACAAGAUGCCGAAAGCGGAGCCAGAGAAACUUCAAUGGCAACGGGCACUACACCGCAAUGAUUUGCCGAAGAAUGUGUUCGUGUGUUCAACACAUUUUAUUGAUGGUCGACCAACUGCAAGAAAUCCCAUACCCAGUCUGAAUUUAGGUUAUGAAGCUCCCAUAAAAGUUGGUCGUCGACUUUUGAAAAGGAAGUCUGUCACAGAACAAAAGACAGAUGGGACAGAAGUUAUAAAACAACAAAAACUGGCUGCUACUGCUGCAGACGAAGUCGAAACCCUCACCAUUCAGACUGAACCAAACAUGACAUCUUCUUCCAUGCAGACGAGCAUCACAGAGAGCAGAACUGCGGGCACACAGUGGACAGAUCCCACAUUGUGUGAACAUGAAUACGCAAGACCAUUCCUUGCAGGAUCUAGGAGUUCAGGUACACAAACAACAGUCAUCAAGAUGGAGGAAAAAGGUGUAAACUGCAGCACUCUACACGUACGUCUCAGUGCUGCUGACAUAACAACUAACUCCUUAGCCUUGAUCUACACAGGACUGCCUCUGAAGACUUUUAGAACUCUUUUGCGUGUUAUGGAAAGUUUGAACAAUCCACUGACAUUUACUAUGCCUGUGUCAGAUCAAGUCUUACUAGUUCUUAUUAAAUUAAGGCUUAAUUUACUGUUUGCAGAUAUUGCCAACAGAUUUGGUAUAUCGGAGUCUCAUGCGUGCAACAUUUUUAAUCAAAGACUCUCUUUUAUGGCUUCAAAACUAAAAAACUUAAUAGUUUGGCUUCCACGUGAAACAAUUAGGGCAACCAUGCCAAAGUCUUUUCGUGAGAACUUUCCCAAAACUACAGUCAUCAUUGAUUGUGCAGAAACUUUUAUUCAACGAGCAAAAAACUUGAAGACCAGAGGAGAAACAUAUAGUCACUACAAGUCAAACAACACAGGGAAGUAUUUGGUUGGUAUUGCACCACAUGGUCAGAUUAUGUUUAUAUCUAAGGGCUUUGGAGGAAGGUCUAGUGAUAAAGCAAUUGUGGAAGAAUCUGGGAUUUUAAAUUACCUCCUUCCUGGGGAUGAAAUCAUGGCCGAUCGAGGUUUUACCAUUGAUGACCUACUCUUUCCUCUGAAAGUGAAACUUAACAUUCCAGCUUUUACAAAAGGUAAAGACCAACUGUCAGAAGAGGAUGUUACAGAGACCAGAAGAAUUGCCACGGUCCGGAUUCACGUGGAACGGGCUAUUAGACGAUUAAAGGUGUUCCGCAUAUUGAGUCAGAUUGUUCCAGUUACCUCGGUGAAGAAACUUAGUAAAUACUUGAUUGUUUGUGCUGCAUUGGUUAACUUAAGAUCUGACCUUAUCAAAGAUGAUGAUGAGUAAAUUGUGUAUUGUUCCACCCCUGUACACUACUGUAAUCAGUUUAUACCUGUCAAUUUGGUUAUCUUUGCAUCAGCAGGUUACAACAGGGUAUUAUUUUAUAAUAACAUAAUGUUUUCAUGUUAUUAAAAUAUUUGUGUUAAAAAAGAUACUGUGCUUGGCAUAUCAUUAUGGAGGUUUACAUGAGAGUAAGUCCAAAAAGUUUUAUGUCUGACAAGAAAUCUAAAUUCAAUUAGUUUUCAAUCAAUAGUUUGCCAAGAUUUGAAUAUGUUAAUUCAAUUUUGAUCACAGUCCAUUUUCUUUUUACACGGAAAAGUAACAAAUUUCUUUUGUUCAUUUUAAAAAAAUACAUUUGAAACUCCAUUAAUGUAAAGUUAUGUACAUUCAAGUCACUUAUUAAGUCUUUGCAUGUUGGUGAAUAAAUACUGUUUAAGCUUCUUGACCUCCACCCUUCUACUAACUAUUUGAAUUUACUCUUUUUUCAGACAUUGAUUUUUUAUGUGGCACCUAACUUUAAAAAAAAUUGUUUACAUAUUAUAUUAAGUAAUAAAUGAUUACCCCAGAAUGAAAAGAUAUUUGACU